Ceraceosorus guamensis is the source of this 1039-nucleotide messenger RNA. RefSeq lists its product as hypothetical. Lineage: Eukaryota; Fungi; Basidiomycota; Exobasidiomycetes; Ceraceosorales; Ceraceosoraceae. The transcript has a single exon. The coding region runs from base 286 to 888 and encodes 200 amino acids. The record is from RefSeq and is a predicted model, not a curated record.
ACCAAUAAGGAUGGUGCGCAAGCCCAGUCCAGACCGACGCUCCUAGACCAUUCUGCUUCCUACUGCAGUCCACCUCGUCGACUUGUCUUGAUUUCCUAGCAAUGGAUUGCUGCAUUUCUUCAGGAGUCUCGUCUUUUGAGAGGCGGCGCCCUGUUGCGGGUCAGGAGAAGAAGUUGGGUGUGAGCAUCGAAGGACCAGGUAAGCCGCUUGGACCAGCAAGCUCAGGCACAGGGAACGAGGCUGUGCACCAUUUCCCACGCCGCGCGAGACCCAAGCAUUCUAGCCAUGCUGGCGAGGCCAGGGCAUCAAGAAGGGAACGGCUGGUCGCAUCUAGGAGAGUAUGUACUUUGGCGUGGGAGGCACACCUCAGUGGCGUGCCUCUUCCCCUGCUUGGAACAGUCUCCGAGCCAAGGCUUUUUUUUUUCUUUCCAAAACGCUAUUCUCACUUUCUGCUUCUUGCAAGAUGCAAUGAGCCGAGCGUCCAUCCGAGUUCACAGAGCCAAUUCCGCCCCGCGCCUCUUCCGCUUACUGCUGCUCCCACGCAACGCAGCCGCUGAGAAGUCUGAGUGGGGCGGGCCCACGAGCAAGAGGUUGGUUGCAUGUGGGCGGUGGUGUCACAUGCUCGCACGAAUGGACGAAGACUACGAUGGCAGGUGUCGUCUGUCCAGCUUCGAACGUCGACCCGAUAUAGCAACUUGGUUCCUUGUCUCACCUUCCUUGCAUGCGUGGCACGCAUCAGACUCGCAAAAGCUGGCAGCGAUCGAGGCCCCCAGCACGAAUGGAUUUGCCCAAGGAAAAGGCUCCUCCAGCAGCCCUCACACUCAGGUCCCACCAGCGGAACUGCCUGCGUUGCCGCGGGACCGAAGGUGCGCAAUCAAAGAAAGAUGAAUGGCGAAUGACGUCAUGAACUUUGAACCUCGCCGACAGGAGCAGCUGCUGCAACACUUUUGGCGUUCCGCGUCGGAUAGGCCAUCAGCAACCUGCGAAGCGAGCUCCGCAUUCCAAAAAGUGUGAUUGUGGGAACAAAAUCAAGGAGAUC